Messenger RNA from Drosophila montana, 5436 nucleotides. RefSeq names its product patatin like phospholipase domain containing sws (gene sws). Gene Ontology annotation, molecular function: phosphatidylcholine lysophospholipase A1 activity. Gene Ontology annotation, cellular component: endoplasmic reticulum. NCBI's taxonomy places the organism in Eukaryota, Metazoa, Arthropoda, Insecta, Diptera, Drosophilidae. The record is from RefSeq and is a predicted model, not a curated record. The transcript has 12 exons. Gene Ontology annotation, biological process: phosphatidylcholine metabolic process. Bases 616 to 5073 code for a protein of 1485 amino acids.
UGGGGGCUGCCCGAAACACACAACAAAUCAAUUAAAAAAGGCUGUGAAGAUGGCGCGUGCAUUACAAUAAACGCAAAAUUAAUGACAAAGAAAAAAAUAGAUAAUAAAAAAAAAGUAAAGAAAACACAACAACAAAUUGCACAAGAAACGCUCAAAUUAACUGACUGGGGGGGGGUUGUUGGUCGCAUAUAGCCGCAGCUAGCCAAUACUCAAACCCAAAUACCCAGCAUUAAACAAAGCCAAGCAGCAACAACAACAACAGCGAACGUCGCUACCCAGCAAUAACAACAACAAUAUAGUUCUGAACAGCCGUCGCUUGUUGUCUCGCUCACUCUCUUGCCUUCGCACGUCUGUGAUUUGGCGGGGGUGUUGGGCAGCGCGUGCUCAAACAAAAACAAAAAACAACAACAACAAGAACACCACAACAUAACAUUUCCGCAUUUUAAAUAUCAACAACAAGAAUUCUACAUAGAACACGUUUAGGCCGUGGCGCUGCCAUCGUGUGAACAACAACAGCAGCACCACCAUCAGAGGAGAGCGGCAACAAUAACAAUAAUAACAUAGCCAAGGACACGUACUUGAAACGUAUGUGCAGCACACACACACGCACACCAAAUGGAUGUCCUGGAACUGCUCCGUGCGAGCGCCAACGGCUGUUACAACACAUUAUUCUCCGAUGCCUGGUUUCAAUAUGUGUCCAAACAAAUCGCGACCACGAUGUACUGGUACGGCGCGCUGCUUGUUAUCGGCGUGCUGUUCAUCGCCUGGUUCCUGUACUUUAAGCGGCUGGCACGGCUGCGCCUGCGCGAUGAGAUCGCCCGAUCGCUGAGCGCCGUCACGUCGUCGUCGGGCGGCGAUCAUCGGGGCCUGCGGUUCCGCAAGCGGGACAAGAUGCUCUUCUAUGGCCGCCGGAUGCUGCGCAAAAUGAAGAACGUCAGCGGGCAGAUGUACAGCAGCGGCAAGGGCUAUAAACGGCGGGCGGUGAUGCGUUUCGCACGCCGCAUCCUGCAGCUGCAGCGCGAGAACAGGCCGCUGGAAAUGAAGACUGUGGAGCCGCCGGCCGAAUAUCUGGAGGAGACCAUCGAGGGCAGCGAUCGCGUGCCGCCGGAUGCACUCUAUAUGCUCCAGAGCAUACGCAUCUUUGGCCAUUUCGAGAAGCCCAUCUUUCUAAAGCUCUGCAAGCAUACACAGCUCCUCCAGCUGAUGGCCGGUGAUUACCUAUUCAAGAUCACCGAUCCCGAUGACAGCGUCUACAUUGUCCAGUCGGGCAUGAUCAAUGUCUACAUUUGCAAUGCCGACGGCAGCACCCUUUCCCUGAAAACGGUCCGCAAGGGCGAAUCUGUGACAUCGCUGCUCAGCUUCAUCGAUGUGCUCUCCGGCAAUUCCAGCUACUACAAGACGGUCACGGCCAAGGCCAUGGAGAAGUCUGUCGUCAUACGGCUGCCCAUGCAGGCCUUCGAGGAGGUGUUCGAGGAGAAUCCGGAUGUGAUGAUACGGGUAAUACAGGUGAUCAUGAUACGGCUGCAGCGUGUACUCUUCACGGCGCUGCGCAACUAUUUGGGUCUCAAUGCGGAGCUCGUACAGAACCAUAUGCGGACCAAGGGCAGCAGCGUCGUUCCAAAUACGGUCGGGGGCGCGGUGCUCGCCCAGGCGUCGCAGGCAUCCCGUCCGGCGGCACGAGCGCCAACAUCGCCGAAUUCACGUUUUUCGCGCGAGGAGCACACGCUCUCCGAUCCGGAUCCCAAUCCGAAUGCGAAUACCCUGCAAUUUGCCGAGGUGCACGGCGAUGCGCCGUACAUUGAUCUCUACCAUCAUCAGCAGCAGCAGCAGUCGAGCGCCGUCUCCGUCCACCAGGCGGGCACGCGACGCAGCUCGGCCACGUACGGACCGAGCGGUGAAUCGCCCAACGGCAAUGCCAACAAUGCGCCCGGCACAUCCAUCGAUCAGCGUCUGGUGCAGUCGUCCGCCGUGGAGAGUCUGCGCCGUGAGCUGGGCCUUAGCGAAGAUGAUGCCCAGAUCAUUGAGCCGUUUGUUGAGGUGCGCGAACUGGAGCCGAAUGUCACCCUCAUCACCGAGGGCAAUUCGGACGAUGUUUGCGUCUGGUUCGUGAUGACCGGCACCUUGGCCGUCUACCAGAGCAAUGCGGAUGCAACGCGUGCCACCAAGCAGGACAGCAAGCACGAUAUGCUUAUCCAUUUCGUGCAUCCCGGCGAAAUAGUCGGCGGCCUGGCGAUGCUCACCGGCGAGGCGAGCGCCUAUACCAUCCGUGCGCGAAGCAACAGUCGCGUGGCCUACAUACGGCGCGCCGCCAUCUAUCAGAUAAUGCGGCAGCGUCCCCGCAUCGUGCUCGAUCUGGGCAAUGGGGUGGUGCGUCGCCUGUCGCCGCUGGUGCGCCAAUGCGACUAUGCGCUGGACUGGAUAUUUCUGGAGUCGGGACGGGCCGUCUAUCGGCAGGACGAGAGCAGCGACAGCACAUAUAUUGUGCUGAGCGGACGCAUGCGUUCGGUUAUCACGCAUCCGGGCGGCAAAAAGGAAAUUAUCGGUGAAUACGGCAAGGGCGAUCUGGUCGGCAUUGUCGAAAUGAUAACGGAAACCUCACGGACCACAACCGUUAUGGCUGUGCGCGACUCGGAGCUGGCCAAGCUGCCGGAGGGCCUCUUCAAUGCGAUCAAAUUGCGCUAUCCGAUUGUGGUCACACGGCUGAUCAGUUUUCUCAGUCAUCGUUUUCUGGGUUCGAUGCAGACGCGCGGCAGCAAUGCAGCCGGCGGGCCCGUUGAGGCCAAUCCCGUAACGCACAAAUAUUCAACGGUUGCCCUCGUGCCGAUCACAGACGAUGUGCCCCUGACGCCCUUCACCUACGAGCUCUACCAUUCACUCUGUGCCAUUGGUCCUGUGCUGCGUCUGACAUCGGAGGUGGUGCGCAAGCAGCUGGGCAUUAACAUCUUUGAGGCGGCCAACGAGUACCGCCUGACCUCGUGGCUGGCCCAGCAGGAGGAUCGCAACAUAAUCACGCUGUACCAGUGCGAUAGCUCGCUGAGUCCCUGGACACAGCGCUGUAUGCGACAGGCGGACGUGGUGCUGAUUGUGGGCCUUGGCGAGCGCUCCCAUUUGGUUGGCAAGUUCGAGCGGGAGAUUGACAAACUGGCGAUGCGCACACAGAAGGAGCUGGUCCUGCUCUAUCCGGAGACCACAAACGCCAAGCCGGCGAACACGCUCAGCUGGCUAAAUGCACGUCCCUGGGUGACCAAGCAUCAUCAUGUGCUCUGCGUGAAGCGCAUCUUUACGCGCAAGAGCCAGUAUCGCAUUAACGAUCUCUAUAGUCGCGUGCUGCUCUCCGAGCCGAAUAUGCAUUCCGAUUUCUCGCGUCUCGCCCGCUGGCUAACUGGCAAUUCGAUUGGCCUUGUCUUGGGCGGCGGCGGUGCCCGUGGUGCUGCCCACAUUGGCAUGCUGAAGGCCAUCCAGGAGGCGGGCAUACCCAUUGACAUGGUGGGCGGCGUCAGCAUCGGUGCCCUCAUGGGCGCCCUCUGGUGCUCCGAACGCAACAUAACCACCGUCACGCAGAAGGCGCGCGAAUGGUCCAAAAAAAUGACAAAAUGGUUCCUUCAACUGCUGGACCUCACGUAUCCCAUAACAUCGAUGUUCUCCGGCCGUGAGUUCAACAAGACGAUACACGACACCUUCGGGGAUGUGAGCAUCGAGGAUCUGUGGAUACCGUAUUUUACGCUCACCACCGACAUAACCGCCAGUUGCCAUCGCAUUCACACCAACGGAUCUCUGUGGCGUUAUGUGCGCUCCUCAAUGUCACUCAGCGGCUAUAUGCCGCCGCUAUGCGAUCCACAAGAUGGACAUCUUCUGCUGGAUGGCGGCUAUGUAAAUAAUUUGCCAGGUCAUCUGUGGCGUUAUUGUCGCGCCAGCAUGUCCAUUGCCGGCGUCUUUCCCCCCUUCUGUGACUAUCGUGACGGGCACCUGCUGCUCGACGGAUGCUAUACGAACAAUGUGCCAGCUGAUGUUAUGCACAAUCUGGGCGCCGCGCACAUAAUUGCCAUUGAUGUCGGCUCACAGGACGACACGGAUCUGACCAACUAUGGCGACGAUCUGAGCGGCUGGUGGCUGCUUUAUAAGAAAUGGAAUCCCUUCACAUCGCCCGUCAAAGUGCCCGAUCUGCCGGACAUACAAUCUCGACUCGCCUACGUGUCCUGUGUUCGUCAGCUUGAGGAAGUGAAAAACUCGGACUAUUGCGAGUAUAUACGGCCACCUAUAGAUAAAUAUAAGACGCUCGCCUUUGGCAGCUUCGAUGAGAUACGCGACGUGGGCUAUGUUUUUGGCAAGAACUACUUCGAUAACAUGGCCAAGGCGGGCCGUUUGGGCCGCUUCAAUCAGUGGUUCAACAAGGAGCCGCCGAAGCGCGGCAACCACGCCUCCCUCAACGAAUACACGUUCAUCGAUCUGGCGCAGAUCGUCUGCAAGCUGCCGGAGACAUAUGCCCUAAAUACGGCCGAUAUAUUCAGCGAGGAUGAGGAUUUCGAUGGCUACAUUUCCGAGCCAACAACUCUAAAUAUGGAUCGACAUCGCAUACAAGUGCCUCGGGCGGGCAACUCGCUAUCCUUCUCAGAGACUGAAAUGGACUCCGAUGUGGAGAUCGACCUGGAGCUGGAGCGCAAGGCGGACAAGGCGACGCAAUCGACGCCGCCGACGCCAAACAAGAAGCAGGCACUGUCUCCGACCCCCAGCCAGGCGAACCUGUUGCCCGUGUUGCCCCCCAGCCACAAGACGAAGGAGAAGAAUCCCAGCUACGACAAACUGGACAGGGAGCACAAGCGUCGACAGAAGUCCAAGCAGAAACAGCCGGAAAGAUCCUCGAUGCAGCACAGGGACAGCAUGGUCACAUUGCAUCCGGCCACAAUGGCCGAGGCAACAACACAAACAGUGCUGCAUUCCAGCGAGGAGGAUGACGUCAAGCAGCUGCAGCAGGAGCCGAAGCCGGGGCCGAAGUCAGAAGAGCAGCAGAAGGAGCAGCAGGAUCAGCAGGAGCAGCAGCAGGGGAAUAUAACAAAAACGGAUACCAAAAACUAGAUAUAAAUGGAAGGGCAUCCGUCUGAGAUAAAUAUAUAUAUAUACAUAUAUACGAUAUAUAUUUUCAUAGCCGGAGUCGGAGCAGAAGCCGGAACCGGAACCGGAACCGGAACCUGAGCGGGAGUUGGAGCUGGAGCUGGAGCGGGUGGAGCAAACGGACCAUUCAACUGGCCAACAAAAUCUCCAUUAAUUAUGUAGUAAAUAAUGACAAUGAAAUCGUUAUCGUUUAGUUAAAUAAGUGUACAUCAUAUUUAGGCUUAGCUUUAGCUAAUCACACACACACACACACACACACACACACCCACUACACACACACGCACACGCACGCACACACACUUAAAUCCCUACCCACAAGAAAAGACA